Molecule: messenger RNA, 711 nt
Organism: Rana temporaria (common frog)
Lineage: Eukaryota; Metazoa; Chordata; Amphibia; Anura; Ranidae
Product: baculoviral IAP repeat-containing protein 5.1-like
Exons: 4
Coding region: 43-531 (162 amino acids)
Source: RefSeq, a predicted model, not a curated record
GGACUCUGGGGAGGAUGUUUGUAGUAGUUUUGGACUAGAAUCAUGAAUGCGGCCAACAACAGAGUCAGUGCAACCGUGCAAUGUCUGCAGAGCUUUAGGACUAUGUAUGAUUAUAAGAAAAGGCUUGACACAUUUGCUGAUUGGCCCUUUGCUGAAAACUGCAAGUGCACGCCUGAAAAUAUGGCAAAAGCCGGCUUUAUACAUUGUCCCACGGAGAACGAGCCAGAUGUUGCCUGCUGUUUUUUCUGUCUCAAAGAGUUGGAAGGCUGGGAGCCAGAUGAUGACCCUCGGGUUGAACAUUCAAAAAGAUCUACUAAGUGUGGCUUUCUCUUGCUCACAAAAAGCACGGAUGAGCUGACCAUGGAAGAGCUGCUUCGGCUGGAGGUUUUUCGGAUUAGAACUUUUUAUCGCAAGUUUGCCAGUGUUGUUGCUCAAUACCUAGAUGAAGAGAUGACUGCCACCACUAGACGCCUGGUGGAAUACUUUGCUAAUCAACAUAACUGCCCACUAGAGCUGGAUCUUCUACUUUAACAAUGUUUUGGCAUUUUCCACUAUAUUGUAUGUUUUAACAGUAACUUAUUGAAGUGUUUUUUUCUGUUUUGUAAAUUGUUCAUACUGGAGAGGAUGGUGUUUUAAAUGUAGUUUUUUUACUUCUGAUCCCCUGACCAGAUUAUAAAUGGUUCAUGUUAAUAAACACGUUCCCCCAUCUUU